AUGAUACAACUACCAAAUACCCCAUUCAACCCUACAACAAUACAGUCAGGUGCUAAUACUGUCAGUGAGCCCUGGAUUAACCAAAUCAUAAACAAGAGAGUGUCCUUGGAUACAAGUUCAAAUUAUUCAUCCAGAAUAUCAACUCUAGAGAAUUAUUUAAACUUCAUUUAUGGUCAAGCUUUAAAUCAAGAUGGUAUAACUAAUUAUCAGCAAGUGAUUGAAUAUUCUAAAAAAUAUAUCAUUAGUUGCUCAAUUCCUUGGAAUUUACCUAUAACUAAGCAUCAUCAACAUCAAUGGACCCUUGAAGAUGAAAUCAUUAUAGUUGUAAUUAAUUUAUCAAUAUCUUAUAAUUCAAGAAGUUCAGAAUUGAUUGGUGGAUUAUUGAGUAGCAAUUCAGAGAUUGAAUCAGAAAAAAUUUGGUUAAGUUGUUUUAAAAUGUUGAAAAAAGCAUUACAAUUUAUAAAUUUUCUCAAGACUAUUGAUAAUGACAAUGGGAUAAUUUUUGAAACUUCAAAUUCAUUUAUAAAUUUUAUAAGUUGUUUGAUUCAAAGUUCAUCACAAUUGAAUUUUCUAAUAAAAACUAUAUGGAGUUUAAAGAAAUUAGAAUAUGAUAUCACAUUAAAUGAUUCAAUAAAUUAUUCAACUUUAUCAAGAAUUUCAAUAUCAAUUAAAGAUGAAAUUAAACAGAUGAUUAAUAUUUUGAAAAUAAAUAAUAUUGAAUAUAAUCAAUGGCAAAGCUGCUUAGAUGGGUUGAUUAAAUAUAUCAAUGGAUAUAUUGGGGUACUAUUAUCAAUUGAGAAUUAUAAACAAGAUAAAAUUGGAAUUAGUAUUGGUUUUUUAGAAUUUUCUAAAGAGAAUAUAACAAGGAAAUCAUCAAAUGAAGAAGAUGAAGAUGAUGAUGAAGAAGAUUCUAAAUUUAAGAAAAAGAUGUCAAUGUUUAAGAAAAAGAUAAAAUCAUCAGAAAAAUUGAAAAAAUUGAAGACUAAAUCAAAAUUCAAAUUAAAUAAACAAAUACAAUCAUGUUUAUCAUCAACUUUAGAGCAAAAUUUAAUUGAUUUAUUUGAAUUAUUGAAAGUUCUUGAUUUAAAAUAUACUAUUGAAAAUGAUAAUUUAAAAUUUGACGAAAUUCCUUCAAUUCAAUCAUUAUUAAAUAAUUAUUUACCAAGUGCAAGAUCUAUACCUAUUGAAUCAACAUCAUGGAUUCCAAAUAUGAUUGAGUCAACCCCAACAACAAAUUCAACUGGGUAUUAUUAA
Molecule: messenger RNA, 1254 nt
Organism: Hansenula anomala
Lineage: Eukaryota; Fungi; Ascomycota; Saccharomycetes; Phaffomycetales; Wickerhamomycetaceae
Exons: 1
Coding region: 1-1254 (417 amino acids)
Source: RefSeq, a predicted model, not a curated record